This is a messenger RNA of Malaclemys terrapin pileata, 1079 nucleotides long. RefSeq names its product histone H3-like. The record is from RefSeq and is a predicted model, not a curated record. Gene Ontology annotation, cellular component: nucleosome. Gene Ontology annotation, molecular function: DNA binding; protein heterodimerization activity; structural constituent of chromatin. Bases 14 to 670 code for a protein of 218 amino acids. NCBI's taxonomy places the organism in Eukaryota, Metazoa, Chordata, Testudines, Emydidae. The transcript has 3 exons.
CGCUGCAGUGAGGAUGGCCCGUACCAAGCAGACGGCUCGUAAAUCCACCGGUGGCAAAGCGCCCCGCAAACAGCUCGCUACGAAGGCAGCCCGGAAAAGCGCCCCCGCUACGGGUGGGGUGAAGAAGCCCCAUCGCUACCGCCCCGGCACCGUGGCGCUGCGGGAAAUCCGCCGCUACCAGAAAUCCACCGAGCUGCUGAUCCGCAAACUGCCCUUCCAGCGCCUGGUGCGGGAGAUCGCCCAGGACUUCAAGACGGAUCUGCGCUUCCAGAGCUCGGCCGUCAUGGCCCUGCAGGAGGCGAGCGAGGCCUACCUGGUGGGGCUCUUCGAGGACACCAAUCUAGCUUAUUCUAUUAAAAUGUCUGGUCGCGGCAAGGGUGGAAAGGGGCUGGGGAAAGGAGGCGCGAAAAGGCACCGUAAGGUUCUAAGAGACAACAUCCAGGGCAUUACCAAGCCUGCGAUCCGCCGUCUGGCUCGCCGCGGUGGGGUGAAGCGCAUCUCGGGGCUGAUCUACGAAGAGACUCGCGGGGUGCUGAAAGUUUUCCUGGAGAACGUGAUCCGCGAUGCGGUGACCUACACCGAGCACGCCAAGCGCAAGACGGUGACAGCCAUGGACGUGGUCUACGCCCUGAAACGCCAGGGGCGCACCCUGUAUGGCUUCGGGGGUUAAAUUUCUAGUCCAGGAACCGGCGUAACCAUUGUAACCCAAAGGUCCUUUUAAGGGCCACCCACUUCUGCACAGAAAGGGCUGGUUUUGUCAGACACACAACUCUAGGUGUUUGUGUUAAAAAUUGGAGUUUGCUAGUUUUUGCAAAUAAUUCUGUUAUGGUUGUUUGGCGUUGUAUUAAGGAGGUAGUUGCACGUGUUCUCUUGAGUUUCGGAGCCACUCUGCUUUUAGGUUUCCCUCGUUUGAAUACUUUUGAAUUUGCUUAAAUAUAAACCAGUUCAUCUAUACCCUGAAUCGAAGUAGCCCUGUUAGUCUAUAUCAGCAAAAACAAUGAGGAUUGCUUGUGGCAAUCGUAUAGUCUACUAUUCAGAACAAGGGAUUUCAAUCCAUUUCUGAAACUCUUCUGCUCUAU